AAUGGUUUGAGAGCAUCAAUUUUGUCAGAUAUGUUGGAUGUCAGACUUGCAAUGAUGUGGCUCAAGCUAUUAACAGGCAAUAAAUUUUGGGCAAGAUUUGAAAGGGAACAAAGCGAAAAUAAGCUGCAAGAUAGACAUUUGACAAGUGCUCGAGACGAACUUUUAAAAUUUUAUCUUUUCUGA
Molecule: messenger RNA, 183 nt
Organism: Cetraspora pellucida
Lineage: Eukaryota; Fungi; Glomeromycota; Glomeromycetes; Diversisporales; Gigasporaceae
Source: the annotation of a GenBank genome assembly